Molecule: messenger RNA, 3264 nt
Organism: Archocentrus centrarchus (flier cichlid)
Lineage: Eukaryota; Metazoa; Chordata; Actinopteri; Cichliformes; Cichlidae
Gene: pcsk5b
Product: proprotein convertase subtilisin/kexin type 5b
Exons: 21
Coding region: 484-3243 (919 amino acids)
Biological process (GO): peptide hormone processing
Cellular component (GO): Golgi membrane; trans-Golgi network
Molecular function (GO): serine-type endopeptidase activity
Source: RefSeq, a predicted model, not a curated record
UUAUUUGUGGGGAGGCGCUGUAGCCAUUUCGCCACAUGAAAGCCCGAUGAGCUGAACGACCAACAUCCGAGUUGUUCGUGAAGAAGGAGAAAUCAGCUUUGAGGAGCUCUGCGCGCACACACACGUACACGAACUUGCGCGCAAAAGACGCACAGCGCUCUCACACGCACACUUCCUCCUCUUCCACCGUGGAAAAAGAGAGAGAGGGAGAGAGGGGGGGAAUUGAGAGAAGACGCACGAAACUUCCAACUCUCCCAUGUGACAAAGAGAGGUUUGAAGAUAAGGUGUAUUUUUCCUCUUCGGGGUCCCUUCCCCUUUGGUCUCUCUCUCUCUCUCUCUCUUUAUCUCUCUCUCUCUCUCAGUGCCUUUGCCGGGAUAUUUGUGUUUCUAUGAGAGUCUCUCUCGGCGAGAAGAGAAGUUUGGUUGUUUGCCUGGUCGGCUGAGGAGGAGGAGGAGAAGAGUCUGUUUAAACGUGGGGGUAAGAUGGUCCACAACGCCGCUUGGAGAAGAGGCUUGCUAUGCGUCCUGACGCUCUAUCUCGGCUUUGCGUCCCCGCCGUGCAAAGCUCGGAUUUACACCAACCACUGGGCAGUCAGGAUAGCCGGGGGACCCGAGGUGGCUGACCGGAUAGCGGAAAAAUACGGCUAUAGGAACAUGGGACAGAUUGGGGCUCUUAAAGACCACUAUCACUUCUUCCAUAGUCGCACUAUUAAGAGGUCGACUCUGUCCAGCCGUGGUCGCCAUAGUUUCAUCUCUAUGGAGCCUAAGGUGGAGUGGAUACAGCAGCAGGUGGUGAAGAGGAGGAUCAAGAGGGAUUACAGACCGGCCCCACCCCUUUCCCUGUCAAGCCCCGCCCAUAGCAGCCCAGCCCAAAACAACAUAUUCUUCAAUGACGCCAAGUGGAACAGUAUGUGGUAUAUUCACUGCAAUGAUGAUGUCCAUAAUUGCCAGUCGGAUAUGAACAUCAUGGGAGCAUGGAAGAGAGGCUACACGGGUAAAAACGUGGUGGUGACCAUACUAGAUGACGGCAUCGAGAGGAACCACCCAGACCUCUAUCAGAACUACGACCCUAAGGCAAGCUAUGAUGUCAAUAGCAACGAUGUGGAUCCCAUGCCUCGAUAUGACGCGACCAACGAGAACAAACACGGUACACGGUGUGCGGGUGAAGUUGCUGCAGCUGCAAACAACUCCCACUGCAUUGUGGGAAUUGCCUACAAUGCUAAAAUAGGAGGUGUGCGAAUGCUGGAUGGAGAUGUAACAGACAUGGUGGAGGCCAGAUCUCUUAGCCUGAACCCAGACCACAUCGACAUCUACAGCGCCAGCUGGGGACCUGAUGAUGAUGGAAAGACUGUGGAUGGACCAGCAACUCUGGCCAGGCAGGCCUUUGAGAAUGGCAUCCGCAUGGGGAGGAAUGGCCAUGGCUCCAUCUUUGUAUGGGCUUCAGGUAACGGCGGGCGCAGCAGAGACCACUGCUCCUGUGAUGGCUACACCAAUUCUAUCUACACCAUCUCCAUCUCCAGCACAGCUGAAAGUGGACGCAAGCCCUGGUACCUGGAGGAGUGCUCGUCUACACUGACCACCACUUACAGCAGCGGGGAGAACUACGACCGAAAGAUUAUCACAACAGACCUGAGACAUCGGUGUACAGACAGUCACACAGGGACGUCAGCCUCGGCUCCCAUGGCUGCUGCAAUAAUUGCUUUGGCCCUGGAGGCGAAUUCUCUCCUAACAUGGAGAGAUGUUCAGCACAUCAUUGUGAAGACCUCUAGAGCCGGACAUCUCAGCGCUCCUGACUGGAAGACGAAUGCUGCUGGUUACAACGUCAGCCACCUUUAUGGCUUUGGCCUCAUGGAUGCUGAGGCAAUGGUGAAGGAGGCAGAACGAUGGAAGCAAGUCCCUACUCAACACAUCUGCGUGGAGAGCGCAGACCGACAAAUCAGAACAAUCCGUCCAGAGCACGUGGUUCGGUCGGUGUACAAGGCAACGGGAUGCACGGACAACCCCAACCAUCACGUGAUCUACCUGGAGCAUGUGGUGGUACGCAUAACAAUUACACACCCUCGCCGUGGGGACCUGUCAAUCAACCUGACUUCACCCUCAGGGACCAAGUCUCAGCUGCUUGCUAACAGGUUGUUUGAUCACUCCAUGGAGGGUUUCAAGAACUGGGAGUUUAUGACCACCCACUGCUGGGGAGAGAAGGCAGCAGGCGACUGGGUCCUAGAGAUCUAUGACUCACCUUCACAACUUCGCAGCCAGAAAGUGCCUGGCAAGCUAAAGGAGUGGUCACUGGUGCUGUAUGGCACCUCUGUGCACCCAUACUCAACUGGGCACAUAGAUAAGCCUCACAUUGUAGACCCUGAUGAGGAGUUCCCCGAGGAGUACCCUGGCCCCUGUGACUCUGAAUGCAAUGAGAAUGGCUGCUGGGGUCCUGGACCCCACCACUGCAUUAACUGCCUCCACUACUUCCUCAAGUUCAAGAACAACACCAGAAUGUGUGUAUCGGAGUGCCCCAGUGGCUUUUUCCGUGAUGAUAGGAAGCGCUGCAAGAAGUGCUCCUCCUCUUGUGAGACCUGUGUUGGUAGUCGUAGUGACCAGUGCACCACAUGCAGGAGUGGGUUCCACCUCAUCGAGGGCUCCAACACGUGUGUCGCCAACUGUCUCGAUGGCUUCUACCUCGAUAAUGAGUCCAACAUUUGCAGGCGAUGUCAGGAGAACUGCAAGAAGUGUACAGCCUCCAAUAUCUGCACAGAAUGUAAACCUGGGAUGAGCCUUCAGGGAAACAAGUGUCAGAUGACCUGUGACCCUGGGACUUACUACAAUGGUCACAGAAGGACUUGUGAACCCUGUCAUCGGGCCUGUGCCACCUGCGCAGGCACAGGUAUAGAGGCUUGCACAAAGUGUGCAGACGGCUACUUACUUGAAGAUUGGCGGUGUGUCUUAACAUGCAGUCCUGGCUACUACCUGUCAGAGCAGACCUCAGACAACGGGCAGGUGCAGAGGUCCUGUAAGAAGUGUGACAGUAACUGCUAUGAGUGCUUGGGGCCCGGGGAAAGAAACUGCAGCAGCUGCAACAGUGGUUACAAUCUGGAGGCAGGAGCCUGCGUGGUCAGCACCAUCUGCAAAGAUGCAAAUGAAGAAUCUUGGGCGGAAGGCAGUUUCUGCGUGCUCGUUAAAAAGAACAAUCUCUGCCAGAGGAAAGUGCUGCAACAACUGUGCUGCAGAACAUGCUCACAAAAGGGGUGAUGGGACGUAGUCACUGGGUGU